AUGGUCGUGGCAGUAUGGAUCCAGGCCAGACAGUCUUCGCAAACCCAGGGCCGGAAGCGUGCGGGGUCCUUGAUGGCGCCCACAGACGCAAACCAGACCAAAAAGACCAAGAAAGUCGGCAAUGCUGCGGAGAAGCCUCCGACGGCCCCUGCAACAAAGACUCGUCCUUAUAAGCCCGCUGUGAUCGAGUCUGAUUCUGCCGAGUCAGAAGCCCCGUCGGACGCUGAUGAUGUUGAAGGCGAUGAGGACAUCGAAGACCAUGAGGCGAAUGCAGUUGAAUCUGACGAUGAGCGACUUAUGCGGUUGCCGGCGGGUUCACUAGCUGCAGCACUAGAGUCCGAAGCUCCUUUAUUCCAUGGCGCUGAAUAUCCCAGCGACGACGACUAUGAUCCGGUUCUGCAUGCGCCACCCAAGAUGCAUCGCAAGUCUAGUGCAUCCUCUUUCAAUUCGAGCAUCGUCAGCGUACCCGAUGUCGACGAUCCUAACGAUGAGGUUCCAUCUGCCAUGACCCAUCACCCUUCGGUGCAUUCCCUUGGCUCAGGCGGCCACGCUGGUCAAACCCUUGACUACAAGUCUGUGAAACCCGCGAAGUUGAAGCAUAUACCUAAGGCCCCCAACGCGAUCGACCUUUUCAACACAGAUGAUCACGUUACGGACAGGGCUGGUGGCAAGUCCAAGCCUCAGCCUCGCAAGGAUUUGGAAAAAAACCCAGAACUGUCUAGUCAAACAGCAUUCACGUAUCGGGGGAAACCAGCUAAGAAACUGAAGUCCAAGUAUGAGCGCGCACAUGAGGCCGAGGCGCCUGUCUGGGAUGAACCCUCUGACCUCGACAUCGAGCACGAUGUGGAGCAAAGGAAAUCCUCUUCGAAGAAAAGCGUGAUACGCGCUCAACGGGCUCAAGACUACCAUACAGAUUCCGAUGAGUCAGACAGUGCACGCGUCAUGACUGCGUUGACCUUCAAUAGUCGCGGUAAGCUAAAUCUCACAGCCCAGACGGUGGAGAUCCAGGCUAUCGCACGGGGAGGAAUCGACCGAAUACACAUUCAAAUCAUCACCGAACAUUCUUACCCUGAUAUUGGUAAGCGGAAUCAAGUCGCUCUCAAAGCAUGCAUAAGAGCAGCCGAGGAUCUUGGGCCCCACUACAAGCCAAUCUUGGUUCGACUGCGGGAUGAGACGCAGGUGGUCUUCCGUAAGGCAGUUGCCGACAUUGCUGACGGCCGAAUCAGCGGCAUAAGGCGUGAUGUCAAGGGGAUCGCCUCUGGCCAUUGCGUCGGCCACUAUGGACUGAAACAAGAUAGCAAGACCUACAUCGAGAACUUGUUGGAUGCUCAACGUUACGUCUUUGCUGGUGAUCAUAAGUCGACCCCGAGCCGUGUCAACUACAAGCUUCCCUGGCGUCAAGAUGCUGUCGUAGCAAUCAUGCGGCAGGCAUUCUUCACGGGCAAGAACAACUUUGCGCUCACUCACCCGUCAUUGUUUGUUUCGAGCUUCAAGGACCGCGAGGACGAGCGUGAAGUACCUGAGGGGAUGGUGGCAUUGGUCUGUACUGCGAUCCACGCAUGCAUCGACGAGUGGCGCACAGGCACGCAUGUGCCUGAAGACUUCUCCAGCAACAAUUGGGCCGAGACUUAUGAUAUACAUAAGUCGAUGUUGAGAAGUGUACGUGAAUCGGGGCCGCGGUUUUAUCACGAGACCAUGCACUAUCUCUAUGACCAGGCGAUGACAUCAACCCGUAAUGGCAUAGCUAUAGAUGCGCAGCAGCCGAAUGCGUUGUCGCUGAUGGAUCUGUCGGGCUUAGAUUGA
Messenger RNA from Gloeophyllum trabeum ATCC 11539, 1803 nucleotides. RefSeq lists its product as uncharacterized. Bases 1 to 1803 code for a protein of 600 amino acids. The transcript has 10 exons. The record is from RefSeq and is a predicted model, not a curated record. Lineage: Eukaryota; Fungi; Basidiomycota; Agaricomycetes; Gloeophyllales; Gloeophyllaceae.